CAAGCGCGCACGCGCAGCUGCCGGGCCGACAUGGCGGCCUCUAUGUUGUUGCUUCGCGCCUUGCUUCGGGGCACCGGGCCUGGGCGGCUACGGGGCCAGUGCUUCCGCUGGAGCCCAAGCCUCUCUGCCGAGGCAUGCAGAAGGUGGCUGUCCUUAGUCCACACACCUUCCAAAGGUCCCGCUGGGGCUGGAGGCCGAGCCCUACAGAGUUUGCAGUUGCGACUGCUAACCCCUACCUUUGAAGGCCUCAGCGGACUUUUGUUGAAACAACAUCUAGUCCAGAAUCCAGUCAGACUGUGGAAACUUCUAGGCGGUACUUACUAUUUUAAAACCUCGCAGACGCAGCAGAAAACUAAGGGUAAUGAUCAGUCUAAAGGGAGGCCUCCUGAAGAUGAUGAAGAGGGACGGCGGCGCAAGGAGAGGGAAGACCAGAUGUACCGUGAGCGACUACGCACCCUCAUUGUCAUUGCCAUGGUCAUGAGCCUGCUCAACGCACUUAGUACCAGUGGUGGCAACAUUUCCUGGAAUGACUUCGUCCAUGAGAUGUUGGCCAAGGGGGAGGUGCAGCGGGUCCAGGUGGUGCCCGAGAGCGAAGUGGUGGAAGUCUACCUGCAUCCUGGAGCCGUGGUGUUUGGUCGACCUAGACUGGCCUUGAUGUACCGGAUGCAGGUGGCAAAUAUCGACAAAUUUGAGGAGAAACUGCGGGCAGCUGAAGAUGAGCUGAAUAUUGCUGGUCCAGACAGGAUCCCAGUUUUAUAUAAGCGCACAGGCUUCUUUGGAAAUGCCCUCUACGCCCUGGGGAUGACUGCAGUAGGCCUGGCCAUCCUGUGGUACGUGUUCCGUCUGGCUGGCAUGACAGGAAGGGAAGGAGCAUUUGGUGCUUUUAAUCAACUUAAAAUGGCUCGUUUCACGAUUGUGGAUGGCAAGACAGGGAAAGGAGUCAGCUUCAAAGAUGUGGCAGGAAUGCAUGAAGCCAAGCUGGAAGUCAAAGAGUUUGUGGACUAUCUAAAGAGCCCAGAGCGCUUUCUCCAACUUGGUGCCAAGGUCCCAAAGGGGGCACUGCUGCUUGGCCCUCCUGGCUGUGGGAAGACACUGCUAGCCAAGGCUGUGGCUACAGAGGCUCAAGUGCCCUUCCUGGCAAUGGCUGGCCCAGAGUUUGUGGAAGUCAUUGGAGGCCUUGGUGCUGCCCGUGUGAGGAGUCUUUUUAAGGAAGCCCGUGCCCGGGCACCCUGCAUUGUGUACAUCGAUGAGAUCGAUGCUGUGGGCAAGAAGCGCUCCACCACCAUGUCCGGCUUCUCCAACACGGAGGAAGAGCAGACACUUAACCAACUCCUGGUGGAAAUGGAUGGAAUGGGCACCACUGAUCAUGUCAUUGUCCUGGCCUCCACCAACAGAGCCGACAUUUUGGACAAUGCUUUGCUGAGACCAGGCCGUCUGGACCGGCAUGUAUUCAUCGACCUCCCCACACUGCAGGAAAGACGGGAAAUUUUCGAGCAACACCUGAAGAGCCUAAAGCUGACUCGUGCCAGCAGCUUCUACUCCCAGCACCUGGCAGAACUCACUCCAGGCUUCAGUGGUGCCGACAUUGCUAAUAUCUGUAAUGAGGCCGCCCUGCAUGCUGCACGGGAGGGACACAUGUCUGUCCACACGUCAAACUUUGAAUAUGCUGUGGAGCGUGUCAUUGCUGGGACCGCCAAGAAGAGCCAGAUCCUCUCAAAGGAAGAGCAGAAAGUGGUUGCAUUCCAUGAGUCAGGCCAUGCACUGGUUGGCUGGCUGCUGGAACACACAGAGGCUGUGAUGAAGGUCUCCAUUGCACCGCGCACCAAUGCUGCACUUGGCUUCUCCCAGAUGCUGCCGAAAGAGCAGUACCUCUUCACCAGAGAACAGCUGUUUGAGCGGAUGUGCAUGGCCCUGGGUGGCCGUGCCUCAGAGGCCAUCUCCUUCAACAGGGUCACUUCCGGAGCACAGGAUGACCUGAGAAAGGUCACACGCAUAGCCUAUUCCAUGGUGAGACAGUUUGGAAUGGUGUCAAGUGUGGGGCCCAUCUCAUUCCCCGAUGCCCAGGAGGGCAGCCCAGGCAUUGGGCGGCGCCCCUUCAGCCAGGGUCUGCAGCAGAUGAUGGACCAUGAGGCAAGACUGCUGGUGGCCCAGGCCUACAGACACACAGAGAAGGUACUGCAGGAUAACCUGGACAAGCUGCAAGCAUUGGCAAAUGCCCUCCUGGAGAAGGAAGUGAUAAACUACGAUGACAUUGAGGCCCUCAUUGGGCCACCGCCACAUGGGCCCAAGAAGAUGAUCAAACCUCAGAGGUGGAUAGACGCAGAGAGGGAGAAGCAGGAAGCUGGAGAGGAGGAGACGCCUCCACCACCCCCUCUUCGGGUAUAGAGACAUCUUGACCCAAAUAGGUGGACUUCCAUGAUGGUGCCCAUGGGAUGCAGCCCAGUUCCUUUUCACAGACUCAAACCUCCUUCAGCCCUUAAUGGCCUUUGCUGAAGGCCUUCUGAAAUCCAUGUCCCUUCCCCUCCAUGAUCAGUGAAUUUCUUGGUUUUGUUGGACUGCAUGGGGAAAACUAACCAGCUUGUUACAAGUGCACAUGAUGGCACACACAGCCAAAGUCCCUGUUUCCACGGGGUGUUACGGAUCCAGGGGCUGCACUAUAGUCAGAACCCAAACAGCCUGUGACUCUUUCAGAAUGUGUGAUGAAAAGAGACAGAGCAGAGUCUCCUAAUGCUCGCUCCAAUGGGCUUUCAGUUGGAUACAGGCAUAGUCACACACCUCCUACUGCAGCAUGGCCAGUGUGCACCAACCACCCUUCUGUACUAGUUUUGUUAUGCUGUGGGCGAUACCUUGUUUAUUUUUGCUCUGAGAACUGUUGUGAUACUUCUUAAUAAACUCUAGAUGGAGAAACUA
Erinaceus europaeus (western European hedgehog) is the source of this 2910-nucleotide messenger RNA. It is a transcript of the gene SPG7, whose product is annotated as SPG7 matrix AAA peptidase subunit, paraplegin. Bases 31 to 2385 code for a protein of 784 amino acids. The record is from RefSeq and is a predicted model, not a curated record. Gene Ontology annotation, molecular function: ATP-dependent peptidase activity; ATP binding; zinc ion binding. The transcript has 17 exons. Gene Ontology annotation, cellular component: membrane; m-AAA complex. Gene Ontology annotation, biological process: protein-containing complex assembly; mitochondrial protein processing. Lineage: Eukaryota; Metazoa; Chordata; Mammalia; Eulipotyphla; Erinaceidae.